This is a messenger RNA of Solanum pennellii, 1233 nucleotides long. RefSeq lists its product as uncharacterized. The record is from RefSeq and is a predicted model, not a curated record. Lineage: Eukaryota; Viridiplantae; Streptophyta; Magnoliopsida; Solanales; Solanaceae. Bases 1 to 1233 code for a protein of 410 amino acids. The transcript is spliced from 7 exons.
AUGUUCAGUGAUAACGGCAAUCCGUUAAAAUUCAAAAACAUCGAACCUUCACUUAAGGAGAUUGCAUUUUAUCAGCUUGAAUCAAAAAGUGAUGCAAUCACAGAGAAUACCAUUCAAGAUGUUGGUUCGAGGUUGAAAGAUAAACGCCCCACAGUAUUGAAUGGUUGUCGUAAGGCAAAGAGUACAACUUUAGAUUCUUAUUCAAAUCCAUUGGAGGAUAAUGUAUCAGUACAGGAUUUGCAUAACUGUCCUGAUGAUUCUGCUAACCGUACACCACCAAGGAGUUCGAAAGAACCUCAAGAUACCAAGGCAGAUGAAAUUGGUUUGCUGAGACAAGAUCUUGCAUCCUUCAAGAAUUACGUUAAUAAUGAGUUCAAGGAGUUGCGAUUGUUUAUAAUGGGGAAUUUUAGACAAGUUAUGAAUGCACUUAACAGAAGCAGUCGUGAAUCUGGAGCACCACGUCAGGAAGAUGCAACUGAAUCUCCAAGUCAUGUACCUAAUUGGUCGAACAACAAUCCGAUGAAAAAUGGCAACCAGAUAUCAAAUGUUAUGGAUAAGCCUCACUGUGAUGCAAACGAGGUUCGGACACCUCGUUUCGUUCUUCAAGAACAUGUCAAAGUUAAUGUCAAGGAGUAUUUGCAGCCUGUCCAGAUACACAUACAAGACCCUUUGACGGUACAUGAACAGCUUAACGACAUUAAUGUAUUUCAGAACCAUGACAUCCAACAACCUCAAUCACAAAUUGAGUUGAUAGACGCUUUGUUACCUGAUAUUGAUGCAAUCAAUCCCAAAAAGAAUGAUGUGGUUCAUUCAGAGGUUGUGGUCCAUCCAGAGGGUGUCGUUUAUGAUACUACACCCGUGCCAGUUCAAAGGAUCAGACAUCCCGAUCGAUUGACAGGAGAUGGUAAUGUAAUUCAAAACGACGGAAUCCAACAACCUCAGUCACAAUUCGAGUUGCUUAAUGCUCUGUUACCUGAUAUUGACAUAAUAUAUCCCAAAAAGAAUGUUGUGGUUCAUUCUGAGGUUGUGGUCCGUCCAGAGGGUGGCGUUUAUGAUAAUACACGCGUGCCAGUUCAAAGUAUCAUACAUUCUGAUCGAUUGAUUUGCUCUCCUUACUCCACAAAUAUUGGAUCAUCAUUUGGUAGAUCUUAUGACGUGGUUAAAACUUAUGAAAAGAAACAUCAUUUUGUUUCUGACUUCAUACAAGGGCCAUAUAAUUAUGAUCUUUUUUGA